Molecule: messenger RNA, 1257 nt
Organism: Chroicocephalus ridibundus (black-headed gull)
Lineage: Eukaryota; Metazoa; Chordata; Aves; Charadriiformes; Laridae
Product: carbonic anhydrase 15-like
Exons: 8
Coding region: 8-988 (326 amino acids)
Biological process (GO): one-carbon metabolic process
Cellular component (GO): plasma membrane
Molecular function (GO): carbonate dehydratase activity; zinc ion binding
Source: RefSeq, a predicted model, not a curated record
CACCGGCAUGGGGACGCAGGGGCUGGGGAUAACUUUUCUGACUUUGCCUCUCGUCGUGCGAGCAGCCGCGGGAGGGCAGUGGUGCUACGACUCGCAGGACCCCAAAUGCGGUCCCAGCCACUGGAAGGAGCUGAAGGCCACGUGCGGCGGCGACAAGCAGUCCCCCAUCAACAUCGACAGGCGCCGGCUGCAGCGGGACAGUGGCCUCGGGGACAUCCUCUUUGAGGGCUACGACCAGGCUCCCCCGGGCAAGUGGAGGCUGGCGAAUGACGGGCACACAGUGAUGCUGAGCCUGGCGAGCGAGUUGGCCUCCGAGCACAUCACCAUCAGCGGGGGGGGCCUCCCCGGCAGGUACCGUGCGCUGCAGCUCCACUUCCACUGGGGCAGCCCAGCUGGGAAUGGCUCCGAGCACACACUUGACGGACGCCAGCUCCCCAUGGAGCUGCACAUCGUCCACAUCAAUGUCAAGUACCGGACGCUGGCGGAGGCCAAGGGACAUCCCAAUGGGCUGGCCGUCCUCGGAUUCUUCUUCCAGGUCUCCGAAACCCCAAACACCAACUACAACACCAUCGUGGCGGGGCUGAGGAACAUCUCCCACGCCGGGGACUCCGUGGAUUUGGCCUCUACCUUCCGCCUGAGCACCCUGCUGCCGCACGCCGGGCGCCUCGCUGGGUACUACCGCUACCAGGGCUCCCUCACCACCCCCGACUGCAGCGAGGUCGUCGUCUGGACCGUCUUCGAGGAGCCGGUGGAGAUCGGACAGGAGCAGCUGUGGGCCUUUGUCAGCACCCUCCACUUCCCGGCCGCCGGCUCCACGCUCCUAAAAAUGACCAACAACUUCCGCCCGCCGCAGCCCCUCCACAGCCGCAAGGUCUUUGCCUCCAGGGCGGCCACGGCCAGUGGCGGGUCCCCACACGGGGGCCACCACCAGCUCCUCUCCCCCCUGCUCCUCCUGGCCCUGCUCGGCCCCUUCUCCCCAACCCCGUAGGGUCUGGCCCAGCCUUUCCCCCGCCUCCACACGAGCAUCGCCCCCCUGCAAUGGUGACGGGGGGGCGAUGCAUCUAGUCCAUGGGUAAAUGGGAAAAAACCAUCACAAAAAAGCACGUCGAGACCUUGGCCAGGUGAAGAUUUUGCAAAGCUGGAUCUCUGCAGAGGUGCAUCUCUGCAAGCCUGGAGCCGCCCUGCCAUGUCCCUGUCCCCACCAGGAGGGGAUGGUGGAGGGGCUGGAAUAAAGCCGAGGUCCUCACUGGUGGCUGC